GUGUAAAUUGCUCGUGCGCUUCUGGACGAGAAAUUUUUACGUUACCAAAUUCCCCAAACAAAAAUAUUUGCCUAAUUAAAAUGAAAUUCUUCGUGUUCAUUGCUUUGGCGCUCAUUGGCUUCGCGGCUGGCGCACAGUUGCCCGACUCGGCCACACAGGGACCCAAUCCUCAGGACAUUGCCACACCCGAACCGGAAUACAUUGACAUCGAGGAGCCAGCGCCAGUGGCUUCUGCACCCGCACCACGCCCAGUUGCCCCUCUGCCUCGUCCGGUGGCCCGUCCCGUUGCCAUUGCCCAGAACUUUGUCCAUGUGCAGCAGCCAAUUGUUCAGCAGCCAAUUGUACAGCGUGCCCAGUACCUGGCUCCUCUGGUCCAGCAGCAGCAGCAGCAUGUGUCUGGACACGCAUACAACAGCCAGAGUGGUUACCAAUACCGUCGCCCAGUCUAUGUAAGACGCUUCUACCGUCAGCGCCGCUACUAAAGAGGGGCAAUGCCUAGCAAUUAACUUUGACUACUUAUUUAAUAUAUCUAAUUCUUCUUUUAUGAAUCCUUAUUUGUUUUUAUUCUUAUUGCUCGCUGUUUUUAUUCACACACUUUAUAUAUUUUUUUCUCUUGUCCCCUUUUGUUCCCGUUCCUGAUCCCGUUCACGUUCACGUUCCCGAUCCCGCUUUCAACACUACUACCUCUACUACUAUUUCUACUACUAUCUGCACACAUGGAAAUAGCAUUAACCAAUACCAAAUACCAAUCCCAAGCACACAUACCACAAGCACCACCAAAAUCUACUAUACAGCUCUUCAAUCUAUCCAAAAAACUAUCCAACUCUCGCAUCUAACAAAAAUCCUAAUCAAAGGCGUUUUCCCACGAAACGCUUACGAGUAAUAUACAAAUACUAAAAAAACAUCAAAGUACAAAGAGACAAAUGAAGUUCGGAAGAUAAAAAGAACCAUCGAAGUCGAAAUCGAAAAUGAAAACGAAAUCGAAGUAUUUAGUUAUUGUUGAAUCGCAAACACAAGUAAAUAAAGAUAAAUUAUUUGUAAAAAAAAAAAAAAAUAUACAAAACAAAAGCAA
Drosophila innubila is the source of this 1072-nucleotide messenger RNA. RefSeq lists its product as uncharacterized. The transcript has 2 exons. The record is from RefSeq and is a predicted model, not a curated record. Lineage: Eukaryota; Metazoa; Arthropoda; Insecta; Diptera; Drosophilidae. Bases 81 to 482 code for a protein of 133 amino acids.